UAAGAGUCUGGUUCAGAUUAUUACAAGUCUCCCUCCCUCCCACUCUCCUCCUCACAGCACUGCUGUCUGGACAGAGUCUUCUUAUCUGAGACUGUACAGUGUGCUGGCAGUUUGUGAGCUUGAGAGAUUGAUAUUGAUUGACAGACACAGACACACAGGACCAGACAGAGAAAUACGGACAGUGUGGACCUCGGGCUGGCUUUGAUUUUGGUCGUGCAUUAGUUUGAAGGUACUUCCGCUUGUCUCCUGGUUUUGGAUUUUUUACAUUUAAGACUGCAAUGCUUCCAUUCUACCUCUUCACCCUGUUUGCCACAGUCCAAGCCCAGAUCCAGCACUUGCCAGGCUCCUGUAGCUUUGAGUCCAGCACCUGUGGAUACACAUCAGACCCAAACUUUUUAAGCUGGACGCUCAACAAAGAUGGGUCUUUCAUCUCAGUGGACCCAGGCCUAGAGGACCAGGAUGGGCAGGAAGACAUGUCAGAGGGAGAGGAGAGGUCAGAGGGGGUGGGCAGAGCAGUUCUGCUGGGCCCAUCCAUGGAGCAGGAGGACUGGAGCUGUCUGAGGCUGGUGUACCAACUUUCCGGAUCAGGCUUUCUGCAGGUCCAACAGCGCAGAGAGGGCGAGAGCUUCGACCGGGCCCUGUGGAGCACCCAGACUGCCUCCGACAGCUGGCUCAUCUCCAGCAUUGACCUCCAGAACAGCACCGAGCCGUACAGGAUUGCCAUUGACGGCAGACCUGGUGAGAACAAAGGCAGUAGUGUGGCCAUCUUUGAGAUACGCAUCAACCCUGGAUACUGCUUAGAGUGUGACUACGAGGAGUCCCACCUUUGUGGCUACAGAAACCAGUGGAACACCAAUGUCAACUGGUACAGGGGAGGAGGAGCUGCCCGGGACACUCAGAGCAACAUACCUUACGUCCACACACAGCACAACGGAGCAGGUCACUACAUGUAUGUGGAUUCUGUGUACGCCAAGACAUUCCAGGAGGUAGCCAAACUGGUGUCUGCUAUGACAACGGUGCCCAUGUCGGGCUGCCUAAGCUUCCAGUACCAGCGGGGUGAGGAGCGAGGGAACCUGUUCUCUGUCUACACCAGGGACCAGGCAGGCCAGUACCAGGAGCUGUGGAGAGCAGACCCAGAGGACCAGAACCUCAAUGACUGGACUGCUACCACCUUGGAGUGGAUACCUGUGCAGGUGGACAUCAAGGCCCCGUUCCCUCUGCAGGUGGUGUUUGAAGUCACGUUCAACAGCCCCAGAGGGGGUCACGUGGCACUCGAUGAUAUUGCCUUCUCUCCUGAGUUCUGUAGUGCAGAGACAGAGCCAACAUUUGAUCCCUCCAUUGCCAACUGUGACUUUGAGGUGGGUUUCUGCCACUACACCCAGGAUCAGAUGGAAGGAUCCCCAUGGAAGAGAGUGUCAGUCAAGCCCAACAUCUACAGGACUGGGGACCACACAACAGGGGCAGGGUCCUUUCUUCUAGCUCACUCUCGGCUGAGUCCACGUGCUGGCUAUAUUAGCCGCCUGCUCGGGCCUCCUCUGCCCGGCAACAUGAAGUACUGUCUGAGGUUCCACUACUCUCUCCGUGGAUUCCAACAGACAGACCAGGCUCUCACCGUUUACCUUCAGGAUCAGAGUGGAAUCACACAGGACAGGAUAUGGACCCAGAACGACAAGUCCAGAGGUGUUUGGAUAGCAACGGACAUCACCUUCCAGAGUCCACAGGCUGCAAAGGUGGUGUUUGUCAGCACAUGUACAAACUUCUGGGACUGUGGUUCAGUUGCUCUGGAUGACAUCAGUGUGAGCCUCGGGGACUGUGAUCUUACAGCAGGUUUACUCCUGUCUGUCAAUGGGCACUGUAACUUUGAGAUGGGUCACUGUGGGUAUAUUCAAGACAAGGAGGGUGAUAUGGGUGACUGGGUCCUGGUGAGAGGGCCUACCCCUACCUCCUACACCGGGCCGAAGGGAGAUCACACCACAGGAGUCGGGUACUACAUGCACAUUGAGGCGUCUAACAUGCUGCCUGGUCAGAAUGCCCGGUUACUCUCCAGUCCUCUGAGGGGGUCCAGUGGUCCUCAGUGCCUACGUUUCUUCUACCAGAUGUACGGCUCAGGCACAGGUGAGCUUAGCAUCCAUCUGAGACAGGAUGGAAAGGAUGUGUUGCUAUGGAAACACACUGGAGAGCAGAGCAUCACCUGGCUGAAAGCAACUGUGGAAUACCAGAGUGACCAACAGCAUCAGGUUGUUUUUGAGGCCAUCAGGGGUUCCUCAAUAAGGAGUGACAUAGCCAUCGAUGACAUUGUGUUUGAAAGUGGACCAUGCCCAGAUAUUGAAGUCAAAAUGACCCAUUCCCCAGGAAACUCAAAUGACAUUGAGUGAAGGAGCAGAGGACAGGAAGAGUGCUGAAUAAAAUGCAUGCAUCAAUACUAUGCUGCACAUACGGACAAAAAUGUACACAAACAUAUUUUUACAUUUUAUUUUGCCGGUGUACUAAUAGCACCGAAUCGUUUUGCACAUAUUGAGGUCAAACAUAAAUGCCUCGAAUUGAGUAAAAGAGAUUCUGCAUUUACAACCAAUCAAAUGAUAUCACUGUACACAUUUUUAAUUAUCAGUCACACCUGACCCUACUUGCUCUUUGUAGAGAAACUGGUAGUAGUCAGUCAACAUUUUCCAAGCAAUAGAGGCUGUGUUGUAUUCAAAAUAAUAUGCAUUAGAUUAAUGCUGAAAUAAAGACGGAUGCUUAUUCAA
Salmo salar (Atlantic salmon) is the source of this 2744-nucleotide messenger RNA. RefSeq names its product MAM domain-containing protein 2-like. NCBI's taxonomy places the organism in Eukaryota, Metazoa, Chordata, Actinopteri, Salmoniformes, Salmonidae. Gene Ontology annotation, cellular component: membrane. The record is from RefSeq and is a predicted model, not a curated record.